This is a messenger RNA of Episyrphus balteatus (marmalade hoverfly), 674 nucleotides long. Its product is annotated as nucleoside-triphosphatase THEP1. Gene Ontology annotation, molecular function: ATP hydrolysis activity. The transcript has 4 exons. The record is from RefSeq and is a predicted model, not a curated record. The coding region runs from base 105 to 659 and encodes 184 amino acids. Lineage: Eukaryota; Metazoa; Arthropoda; Insecta; Diptera; Syrphidae.
ACAUAUAUGACAAUAAUCUAUCAUAUCGGCUGGUUUUGUGCCUAGUUUUUUAUAAUUUUUUUUAAUUAUUUUGAUGAAAAAUUCAUAAAUAAUUGGUGUUAAUUAUGGAAAAGAAUAUAUCUAGUAUUUUAUUAACUGGAAUUCCAGGAGUUGGAAAAACAACAAUAAUUGUUAAAAAAUUGAUUAAAAUUUUUAAUGAGAAACACAUCAAGUGUAUUGGAUUUUUUACUGAAGAAAUGCGAUCAGAAAAUGGAAUUAGAAUUGGUUUUGAUGUCGUUGAUGUUAAUGGUAAACGGGGAGUUUUAGCAAGAGAGCAUCCAACUGACAACAUAAGACGUCCACAUGUCGGAAAAUACUCCGUUUAUACAAAAGACUUUGAAGAUAUUGCUCUCCCGAUGCUUAAAAUUGAAGCGAAGACAAUUUUAAUUGUCGAUGAAAUUGGCAAAAUGGAAUUAUUGAGUAAAAAAUUUAAACAACGAAUCGAAGAGGUAUUCGGAAAAACUCUUAUUCUAGCAACCAUACCAAAUCGUCAAACAAUUGAUAUUGUUGAAAAGAUUAGAAGUGACCACAGUUCAUUAGUAUUGGAAAUAACAAAGAAGAAUCGCAAUGAAAUAGUUGAUGAAAUAUUUCAAAAAAUAAAUCAAAUGUUAACCAUUUAAAAUAAACAUAAAUUU